Sugiyamaella lignohabitans is the source of this 1572-nucleotide messenger RNA. RefSeq names its product Hnm1p (gene HNM1). Lineage: Eukaryota; Fungi; Ascomycota; Dipodascomycetes; Dipodascales; Trichomonascaceae. Gene Ontology annotation, cellular component: membrane. The transcript has a single exon. The record is from RefSeq and is a predicted model, not a curated record. Bases 1 to 1572 code for a protein of 523 amino acids. Gene Ontology annotation, biological process: amino acid transport; transmembrane transport. Gene Ontology annotation, molecular function: transmembrane transporter activity.
AUGGAAGAACCAGGUAAUAGUAAAAACAUCGUCACUCAGUAUGAUGACGCCUUAUUGCUUGAACAAAUUGGCUACAAACAGGAACUGAAACGAAGUUUCAGUUUACUUACUAUGGCCGGUUGGUGUUUUGGCGUUACAUCAUUUUGGACUGCUAUAGGAGGCUCGCUGGUUGAUACUAUGAAUGCAGGUGGUCCCAUUGCCCUCGUUUGGGGAUGGGUCAUUGUGUGUGCCUUUUCAUUAAUGGUGGCUCUAUCAUUGGCAGAGCUGACCAGUGCAUAUCCUGUUGCUGGUGGUCAGUAUUCUUGGGUCCUAAUACUGAGUAGAGGCACAAAAUGGGGAAGAGGACUCUCUUAUGCUACUGCCUUUGUUCAGUUGGCAGGUCUGUUCUCUUUGGGAUCGACUGCUCUCUACCAAUUUGGUUCAUUUACGUGUGGAAUGGCAGUUCUUAACAGUGAUGGUGAGACAUGGCGACCUACAAAUUGGCAAGUUGUUUUGGUUUGUUGGGCCAUCUGUUUUGUUUGCCUACUUAUCAACAUUUUUAUGAAUAAGAUGCUUCACCAUAUCGGUAAUUUCGGCCUUUGGUGGACUAUUGGAGGCUUUGUCGUUUGUACCGUGACAAUUCUAGCAGUGUCAAAGCACAAGCAGGACGCUAGUUUUGUAUUUACAGCGUAUACCAAUAAUAGCGGGUGGAAUGACAAUGGCAUGGCGGCACUUUUCUUGCUGAAUGCUGCUUUUGCAAUGUGUUGUUAUGAUGCAGCUUGCCAUAUGGGAGAAGAAAUGGAUAACGCAAGUAGAGAUACCGCUAGGGCUGUGGUACUUAGUGUCGUAAUUGGAUUUUUUACCGGUUUUGCUUUUAUUUUAGCCCUUUUGUUCUGCCUCCAAGAUUUUGAUGCUGUGGCCAACACUGUAACUGGGGUUCCUUUAUUGGAAAUCUUUUACCAGGCCACCAACAAUAGCAAAGCAGGAGCUACCUGUCUAACAGUCAUUGUCGUAGUUUGCCAAGUUCUUGCAUCCAAUGGUAUGAUUACUGAAGGAUCAAGAUCACUAUAUGCUUUUGCUAGAGAUGAUGCGUUUCCAUAUCAAAUCAGCAAAUAUAUUGGCACAGUAAACUCCAAGUAUGAUGUGCCAAUCUACGCACUUAUCAUCUGUGCUCUAUUCCAAUGUGCGUUUAUCGCCAUCUACUUCGGAUCUAGUACUGCCUUCUUUACAGUCAUGUCGAUCGGCACUGUGGGUCUCUACGUGUCUUACCUUGUGCCCAUUCUUGUGGUAAUGUUUCGACGGAAGCAUAAGGCUGUCGGAUACUAUAAUCUCGGCAAAUGGGGUCAUUGGGUUAACGCUCCAGCUGCCUUGUAUUUGAUUUACUGCUCUGUAUGCUUCUUCUUCCCGACAACAUUGCCCAUCACCGGAGACAACAUGAACUACACACCGGUUGCGUUUGCGAUUUGUGCGAUUCUUGGGUUGCUCUCCUGGUUUCUAGGAGGGCGUCACACAUACGCUACUCAAACUGAAUCGGUGAUCAUAGAAGGUGUCGGUAAUGAACCGGUCGUCGAGAUUGUGGAACAAAAGAAUUAA